Messenger RNA from Trematomus bernacchii (emerald rockcod), 1449 nucleotides. It is a transcript of the gene srd5a3, whose product is annotated as steroid 5 alpha-reductase 3. Gene Ontology annotation, molecular function: 3-oxo-5-alpha-steroid 4-dehydrogenase activity. NCBI's taxonomy places the organism in Eukaryota, Metazoa, Chordata, Actinopteri, Perciformes, Nototheniidae. The coding region runs from base 16 to 963 and encodes 315 amino acids. The record is from RefSeq and is a predicted model, not a curated record. Gene Ontology annotation, cellular component: endoplasmic reticulum. The transcript is spliced from 5 exons. Gene Ontology annotation, biological process: dolichol-linked oligosaccharide biosynthetic process; polyprenol catabolic process.
GGUAGACCUGCAGAAAUGACUUGGAGCUCGUUUAGCUUUAGCUGUACUGAUGUUGUAUGGUCUUUUCUGGCUUUAUGUUUCCUUGUCGCUUUUUGUGCUCACAAAAUCUCAACAUAUUUGCCGAGAAAAUGGGACACAGGCCGUCUUUACUUGUUAUUUCAGGACCUUAUUCGAUACGGAAAAACAAAACAAACUCUCAAACGAGACAACUGGCUGCGUGCGUUUGACGUCCCUAAAAGGUGGUUUUCGCAUUUCUAUGCCAUCUCUGUUGGCUGGAACGGUCUUCUUCUGGCAAUCUACCUACACUUUAUAUAUCACCAUCAGUCAUUCCCAUCAUGGCUGACUGGAAUAUUAGACAUUUUGACAGGUGUACCGAGCACCGACAGUCAAGUCCCACAGCUGUCCACUGUGCUGGUGCAGCUGCUGCUCUGCGUCCACUCCCUGAGGAGGCUGCUGGAGUGCCUGUUCGUCAGUGUUUUCUCUGAUGGAGCCUUACAUUUAGUGCAGUAUGUGUUUGGUGUGUGCUAUUACAUCGUACUUGGGCUGACGGUGCUCUGCUCGGAUCACCUGGGAAAAGGGUCUGGAUCCCUCCUCUCUCAGCUGGACUGGUUUCAUGUGGCUGGAAGUGUACUUUUCAUUUGGGCCUCUCUGAUGCAACAUCAGUCCAUAGUCCUGCUGGCGGGGCUUCGCACUGGAAAGUCAGGAACGGUGGAGACGCUGGCUCACAGACUGCCAGAGGGAGGCUGGUUCGAGCUGGUGUCUUGCCCGCAUUACUUUGCUGAGCUGUUGAUCUACGUCUCUCUGAGCUUGAUCUUUGGAGGCCUGUCUCUUACCUGGUGGCUUGUCGUCCUUUAUGUGCUCUUCAAUCAAGCACUGGCAGCACAGCUUUGUCAUGAACAUUAUAUUAGCAAAUAUGAUUCAUACCCAAAGCAUAGAAAAGCAUUUAUACCUUUCGUGCUGUGAAGACUUAUCAUUGGUGUGAUCUUUCUUGCUUUCCUUUUCUGGGAAUUGUUAAGUCCUAUAGAAAUAUCGGAGACACUGAAGGUGUGGGAGUGAAACUCACCUCCCUCUCAGCAUUGACUGACAAUGUGCUCUCUCAAGCUGCUCAUAGCCAACACGAGAACAAUGAAGGAAGUUGACAGGAGCUGUCAAGUGUGAAUGUGAGGCAUGGUACUGCUGCAUAAACAUUUCCCACAGAUACAGUCCCUCCAGUUGAACUGUUUCUCCGAGACUGAUGUGAUUACAAAUGUCGCAAAUCACCUUUAUUACAAGACUUUGUCUUUUUACAUGAUACAUUGUUAUCUUAAACAUAUUACAAAGUAAUUGAUUGAUGUAAAUGAACCUGAACUGGUUAUGAUGACUGUAAUUGUAAAUGUGUACAUAGCCUAUGCAUUUUUGAUUGAAAUAUGUUUAUUAAAAUAAUCACUACAGAUUAUUCAGACUUGUAAA